This is a messenger RNA of Labrus mixtus (cuckoo wrasse), 1100 nucleotides long. RefSeq names its product cholecystokinin-like. The coding region runs from base 86 to 493 and encodes 135 amino acids. Gene Ontology annotation, molecular function: neuropeptide hormone activity. Gene Ontology annotation, biological process: digestion. The transcript is spliced from 4 exons. The record is from RefSeq and is a predicted model, not a curated record. Gene Ontology annotation, cellular component: axon; extracellular region. NCBI's taxonomy places the organism in Eukaryota, Metazoa, Chordata, Actinopteri, Labriformes, Labridae.
UCACACUCACUCCUACCUGAAUGCUGGAGGAACAAAUCUCUACAUCUUCAGACUCAUCCACUCCUGGUCCCAAACAACUGCAGCCAUGAAUGUAGGAAUCUGUGUGUGUGUUCUGCUGGCUGCUUUGUCCAGUGGUUCCCUGAGUCUGCCCUCACAUCUAAUGUCACAAAGACCUGAGGGUGAGGCUCUUGCGUCAGACAGCCUGUCUCCCCCCUCACCCAGCCACACACGCCACGCCCGCUCAGCUCCGGCACCCCCAUCAGGCUUGCUGACCAACUACAACCAAAAGCAGGAGGACGCAGACGCUCGGAGCGGCCUGAGCCAGCUCCUGGCCAAACUCAUCUCCAGGAAAGUCUCCCCCUACCACAGCAGAAGCUCCCUGACCAGCAGAGCCAGCGGUAUGUCCCCCGGCCACAGGAUAAAGGACAGAGAUUACCUCGGCUGGAUGGACUUUGGACGACGCAGUGCAGAGGAAUAUGAAUACUCCUCCUAAAGGCAUGGCUUGCUCUCACUGAAACCUAAGUUACAUCCCCCAACAUCACCAAUAAACGCCCCCAAGAAUAACAAGCCCUUUUCGCACGGCACUUACUGGAACCAAAGGGGCUGAAUUGACUGACCCCUAGAGGGAGUUUAGCAUUGUGAUAAGCGAGAAAGGAGGAAAAAAAAAUCUAUCUGCAAAUCAUAAUGGUCCCCGAAGAGCACUUUCCACAGUAUGACUGAAACACAUUAAAGCACAAAAUUUAUAUUUACAGAAAUGUCUGAAAAUAUUCAAUGUUGUGCUUCUUGGAAGUAAAUCCUGUGAAAAAAAAACCUCUAACUUACUGUAUGUAAAUCCAUUUCAAACCUGUCUGUGGCUCAAUGUGAGUCUCUGUGAGUCAGGCUCAAUGGUUCCUGUUGAAGACUAAAAUCGUUUAAAAAAAACUCACUUAUAAAGUUUGACUUUUUAAAGAAGCAUUCAGUUACAGCAAAGAAAAUGUCCAUGAGAAUAUAUAGUAGUUCACAGGUUUGGAUCUACUUUCAGCAGAGGAUUAAUACACAUUUAGUGCUCUAGAAAGCAGAUUGACUGAGCCCAAAUAAACUAACUGUGCAUGUGUGUGUCA